AUGGAAGAGCCACAAACAAGGGGGCAGGGAAGACUCACAAACAAGUGGGGACAUGGAAGAGCCACAAACAAGGGGGCAGGGAAGACUCACAAACAAGUGGGGACAAGGAAGAGCCACAAACAAGUGGGGACAUGGAAGAGCCACAAACAAGGGGGCAGGGAAGACUCACAAACAAGUGGAGCAAGGAAGACCCACAAACAAGUGGAGCAAGGAAGACUCACAAACAAGUGGAGCAUGGAAGACUCACAAACAAGUGGAGCAAGGAAGACCCACAAACAAGUGGAGCAAGGAAGACCCACAAACAAGUGGAGCAUGGAAGACUCACAAACAAGUGGAGCAUGGAAGACCCACAAACAAGUGGAGCAAGGAAGACUCACAAACAAGUGGAGCAUGGAAGACUCACAAACAAGUGGAGCAUGGAAGACCCACAAACAAGUGGAGCAAGGAAGACUCACAAACAAGUGGAGCAUGGAAGACUCACAAACAAGUGGAGCAUGGAAGACUCACAAACAAGUGGAGCAUGGAAGACCCACAAACAAGUGGAGCAAGGAAGACUCACAAACAAGUGGAGCAAGGAAGACCCACAAACAAGUGGAGCAAGGAAGACUCACAAACAAGUGGGGACAUGGAAGAGCCACAAACAAGUGGAGCAAGGAAGACUCACAAACAAGUGGGGACAAGGUAGACCCACAAACAAGUGGAGCAUGGAAGACUCACAAACAAGUGGAGCAUGGAAGACCCACAAACAAGUGGAGCAAGGAAGACUCACAAACAAGUGGGGACAUGGAAGAGCCACAAACAAGUGGAGCAAGGAAGACUCACAAACAAGUGGAGCAAGGAAGACCCACAAACAAGUGGAGCAAGGAAGACUCACAAACAAGUGGAGCAAGGAAGACCCACAAACAAGUGGAGCAAGGAAGACUCACAAACAAGUGGGGACAUGGAAGAGCCACAAACAAGUGGGGACAUGGAAGAGCCACAAACAAGUGGAGCAAGGAAGACCCACAAACAAGUGGAGCAAGGAAGACCCACAAACAAGAGCCGCUGUACUCUGGUGAGGAGCCUCUGUACUCUGGUGAGGAACCUCUGUACUCUGGUGAGGAACCUCUGUACUCUGGUAAGGAACCUCUGUACUCUGGUAAGGAACCUCUGUACUCUGGUGAGGAGCUUCUGGAUGAUAGAGAGACAGGGAUUGACAGCUCUGGCCGUCACUCUGGUACUGACAGCUCUGGCCGUCACUCUGGUACUGACAGCUCUGGCCGUCACUCUGGUACUGACAGCUCUGGCCUUCACUCUGGUACUGACAGCUCUGGCCUUCACUCUGGUACUGACAGCUCUGGCCUUCACUCUGGUACUGACAACUCUGGCCUUCACUCUGGUACUGACAGCUCUGGCCUUCACUCUGGUACUGAUAGCUCUGGCCGUCACUCUGGUACUGAUAGCCCUGGCCGUCACUCUGGUACUGACAGCUCUGGCCUUCACUCUGUUACUGACAGCUCUGGCCUUCACUCUGGUACUGACAACUCUGGCCUUCACUCUGGUACUGACAGCUCUGGCCUUCACUCUGGUACUGACAGCUCUGGCCUUCACUCUGUUACUGACAGCUCUGGCCUUCACUCUGGUACUGACAGCUCUGGCCUUCACUCUGUUACUGACAGCUCUGGCCUUCACUCUGUUACUGACAGCUCUGGCCUUCACUCUGUUACUGACAGCUCUGGCCUUCACUCUGGUACUGACAACUCUGGCCUUCACUCUGGUACUGACAGCUCUGGCCUUCACUCUGGUACUGACAGCUCUGGCCUUCACUCUGUUACUGACAGCUCUGGCCUUCACUCUGGUACUGACAGCUCUGGCCUUCACUUUGUUACUGACAGCUCUGGCCUUCACUCUGGUACUGACAGCUCUGGCCUUCACUCUGGUACUGACAGCUCUGGCCUUCACUCUGUUACUGAUAGCUCUGGUCGUCACUCUGGUACUGACAGCUCUGGCCGUCACUCUGGUACUGAUAGCCCUGGCCGUCACUCUGGUACUGACAGCUCUGGCCUUCACUCUGGUACUGACAGCUCUGGUCGUCACUCUGGUACUGAUAGCUCUGGUCGUCACUCUGGUACUGAUAGCUCUGGUCGUCACUCUGGUACUGACAGCUCUGGCCUUCACUCUGGUACUGACAGCUCUGGUCGUCACUCUGGUACUGAUAGCUCUGGUCGUCACUCUGGUACUGAUAGCUCUGGCCUUCACUCUAGUACUGACAGCUCUGGUCGUCACUCUGGUACUGACAGCUCUGGUCGUCACUCUGGUACUGACAGCUCUGGCCUUCACUCUGGUACUGACAACUCUGGCCGUCACUCUGGUACUGACAGCUCUGGUCGUCACUCUGGUACUGACAGCUCUGGCCGUCACUCUGGUACUGACAACUCUGGCCGUCACUCUGGUACUGACAACUCUGGCCGUCACUCUGGUACUGACAGCUCUGGUACUGACAACUCUGGUCGUCACUCUGGUACUGACAACUCUGGCCGUCACUCUGGUACUGACAACUCUGGCCGUCACUCUGGUACUGACAACUCUGGCCGUCACUCUGGUACUGACAGCUCUGGUCGUCACUCUGGUACUGACAACUCUGGCCGUCACUCUGGUACUGACAGCUCUGGCCUUCACUCUGGUACUGACAGCUCUGGUCGUCACUCUGGUACUGAUAGCUCUGGCCGUCACUCUGGUACUGAUAGCUCUGGCCUUCACUCUGGUACUGACAGCUCUGGCCGUCACUCUGGUACUGAUAGCUCUGACCGUCACUGGUACUGA
This is a messenger RNA of Procambarus clarkii (red swamp crayfish), 2802 nucleotides long. The record is from RefSeq and is a predicted model, not a curated record. NCBI's taxonomy places the organism in Eukaryota, Metazoa, Arthropoda, Malacostraca, Decapoda, Cambaridae.